CCCCACUUCAUAGGCAGAAGCACCUGUUGCGCAGCUACCUGUUUUACUCGAUCCAUGGGUCUGUUCUCUCUUUUUUGUUUCUCUUAAUGCUUCUCUUUCUCUUUCUCUUUAGUAUCGUGCACGGUGUCACGACAGUAGGACGGUUUUCGAUCUUGGUGCUGAUUCUUCGGUAAAGGGCAACGACUCGCGAAGUGAAAAUAAUGUCUCCUUAUGCACUUCAAACGGAGACACGGUGAACAGUGUGAAAUUAAUUUAUUUAAAGGUUUAGAACGGAUAUUUGUUAAAAAAGAAACGUGAGUACGUUUGCAGCAAGCACGUUGGAAAUGCAUCGAAGGAGAUUUUAAGAAGGAGCAAUGGAGGACGAGCCACGGGAUACCUGUUUCGGGGCAGGAAAUGUGGCAGGGGCUGUGAUCGGUACUUUCCUUACAACGAUUCUCCUGCUGUUGAUUGCUGCGCUCCUUUAUAGACAGUGGCGUAGGCACAAGGGAAAACACUUAGUAUUGGUGACAGAUCCAGAAAUCGUCGAAGAAGCCUAUGCCUUUGAUAAUCCUUGUUUCAAAGAUGUUACGAUAUCAUCCAAUAAUCGAAAUCGAGAGACAGCAAUAUCUCUGACACCUGGAGAUACUCCAGGCAAAGAUUCUACACGAUGGUCUACCUCUUGGACAUCUUUAGGAUUAGGUUCGACUAACCGCAAUGAUAAACGGAAAACCCUUGACGAUUCUUGCCUUGGACCGAAAGCAACAAGAAUUAAUGUAGUUAGUUUGAAAAGUCGAGAUUUCACAGGACUAGGAUUUAAUAUUUGUGGCAACAUGAGAGAAGGAAUUUUUGUUAAAGAUCUCCUACAUCGUGGACCAGCAUCGGAAUCUGGUCGAAUACAUCCAGGUGAUCGUAUAGCUAGUGUAAAAAUUAGUUUCCGUAAUAUGGUAUACGAAGAUGCUUUAACGAUUUUAAGUUAUGCUUCACCAUAUGAUGUAAAAUUAGAAGUAGAAAAUGGAGGAAUUGGAUCGAAACCAACUACACUUUUGAAAAAAAGUGUUGGUCCUAGCGCAGCAAGAAUUUGCCAUCCUCUGUAUAGGAGUCAAUCAAUUCCAGAACUCUCACAGUCAAAAAGUAUCGCAAAGAGACUUUUUAUAGUAGAUCCAAACGAAUCUAUGAAUUCUAAUUAUUCAACGAUGAAUUCAACAUUAAAAUCUUCGAAAUCUAUAUCAAAUAGUCAAACAUUUGAAAAAUCCCAUGAUGAAUCCAAGAAUAAUCACCAUAAAUUUGGUAUCAAAGUCUUACCUUCCCUUGAUGGAACUGUUCAUCGCAUUGAAAAUCAAAAUGAACAUAACACGAAUCUUGAAAGAAGACAUUCAAAGAAAUUGGGUACAGAAAAACAUUUGCCAAAUAUGAAUAAAACUUCUUUAUUUGGUGAUAAAAAAGAAGAAAUUCAACGUCAACAGACUUCACAAAUAUCGCAAAUUACCAAAGGAAAAAAUGAAAUUUUCGAAUCGCGUAAUGUUGAUGUAUUAAAUAAAAGCGGUACAGUCAUUGAUACAUCAAUUCAUGUUCCAUCAGAAGUACCGACGGAAGUCCAUAAUGCAGCUAUGGCUGCCCGUAGAAAUCGAAAAAAUAGUUCUGAACUAUUAAAUAGCUCAAAAAAUAUAGAAUCUAUUGAAACAGAGGAUUCUAAAAAUCAACAAAAAAAUAAAAGAAAAGCUCCACCACCACCAAAAAGUAACAGUUAUGAUGGGUCUCCGAAAAAAGAUUCAUCAUCUACAAAAGUAUACGAUUCAAAAAAAGAAGAUGAAAUUAAUAGUAUUACUGAUUAUAAAGAUUCUUUAUCUGAUUAUAUAAAGAAAGUACGAGAAACAGAAAAAAUAGAUUCAUGUGUAGAAGAAAAAGUAGAAACUUUAAUAAUUGAUGAGAGACAUUCUGAAUCUGAUACAGACAGUGAAAUACAAAAUAGUUUUACAACUAUUGAAUUAAAUUCUGCUGAUAUUACAAUUCAUCGGACACCUGUACCUGAAAUAAAUAACGACGAAGAUGAAGAAGAUGAUGUUUAUAGAAAAGCUGCAAGUUUAGGUGAUUUAUCAAAAUAUGAAUGCAAGACAUCAACAACUCUUGAAAGAGCACAAAGUCUAGAUAUGACUGAUACUGGCACGAAAAAACGUAAGGCACCUUUGCCACCAGAAGAUAUUAAUGAAUCUACUGAAGAUUUAACUAAACUUGAUCAAAUAGAUACGUUUGAUAGACGAUUAUUAAAGAAAUCAAAUGAAUGGGGUAAUUUAGAAGAUGUUGUUUGGCGUAAAAAAUUAGAUUCAGAAGAUAAAUUAAAAAAAUCAAAUGUUAGAAAAAAAAGCAAUGCUUCACUAGAACGAUCUAAAUCUGCCGUAGAAAUUAAAUUAAAAAAUGAAGAUUCUGAAGAAUCAAAAGAAGAAAAUCCUACAGAUGAUGAAACCAGUAUAGAACUUUAUAAUCUUCCUUUAAGUAAAAGACUUACAGAAGAAUUUAUUCAUACAGAACGAAUGUUUAAUCCAGAUGAAGAUAAUUCUUUGAUCAGGAUUGUUAAUGAUGGUAAUGUUAUUAAAAGUCCUACACUUGAAGAAGUAGAAUUACAAUUUAAAAAAGAAAUUUCAUUACCUAGUGAUCUUAAUGAUGAUAGUACAAUAUCAAAUGAACAAUUUUCAGAUGAUGAUGAAAAAAUAUUAAAUAAAAACUUUGGAAAAACAUUGAAACAUUUUGAAACAUAUACACAAAAGCAACAAUUUUUCGAUUGUUCUAAACACAAUUUAUUUCGUUCAAAAAAUUGGAAGGAAGAUAAUUUAUUAACAACGAAUGAUAUAAUUUCAUAUACUGAUAAUAAAAUCGAUGAAGAACCAAUGACAAAAAUCAAUAUCAAAAGAGGAUGUCAUGCAUGUGAUGAAAACUAUCGUCAUGAAACCUGUAAGAAAAAAUCUUUUUCUACGAAACGAUCAUCUACUCCAAUACCUUUGCAAGAUUAUUCUUCUAAUUCAAUAGAAGGUAAUGGUUCCGAUUCGAUAACAAUUAAUGAUGUGGAAGAAUCAAAUUCAAUGACACAUACAUAUCCAUCGAUAUUUAAAGAUAAAGAAAAUACAAAUGAAAAGUCAUCAAUAAAUUCAAAAUCGCUAUCAAAACGAUUUUCCAAUAAUCAAAGAAUUGAUCGAGAAAAUGAUGAAGAUGAAGAUGAAUAUGAAUUUGGUUCUGGUGUAACUAUAAAUAACAAAAGUUUAUUUGAUCGUGAAGAUCGUCGUAACAUUAACAAUAUUAGUGUUUCAAGUGGUGAAAAUAGUGAAGAUAGCGGGUUAGUUGGUGAAUCUAUGGAUUAUAAUCCACAAGAUUUUGAUAAUAGACCACCACUUCCAAAUACGCCAAUGCCACAUAAAAUGACUUAUAUUACAGAAAUCAAACUUUCUACUAAUAGAGAAAAAUUUCAAGAGGAUGAUAAUGAAAACAAUGAGACAGUUUCCACAAUUGAAAGUAACAGUAAAAAAUCAGUGCAAAACGAAAUUAAAACAUCAAAUGGAAAAGCAACUUCUAAUAAAAAGCCUCCUGUUCCUCCUAGAAAAACAGACAUUACAAAAUAUAAUAAAAAAGGAAGUACUGAAAAACAAGUUAUUUAUGUAUCCGAAUAUAAAUCUAAUGAGUCUAAAGAAUCAGAUGAUUCAGAUACGAAUCAUGAAAUAAAACAAUCAGAUAAUUGAUCUGCAGAAAUAUAAUCGAUUAUUUUAAAAAAUAAAAAACAAAAUGCGUGCAGUAACAAAAUUAAAUUAUU
This is a messenger RNA of Apis mellifera (honey bee), 3775 nucleotides long. RefSeq lists its product as uncharacterized. Lineage: Eukaryota; Metazoa; Arthropoda; Insecta; Hymenoptera; Apidae. Gene Ontology annotation, molecular function: protein binding. The record is from RefSeq and is a predicted model, not a curated record. The transcript is spliced from 4 exons. The coding region runs from base 354 to 3704 and encodes 1116 amino acids.